ACGCUUUACAUUUCCUCCCUCCAGACUCCUCCAGUCCUCCAUUCUCUACAGUCCAUCAUCCUCUUCCGUCCUCCCAACAACAACAAGAACAACAACACGACUCCAUUUACUCUACUACACGUCUACUCGGAUCUGCUGCGCAACGGUAGCGAACUCAUCAUGGACGGCGAAAGUAUCGUCGAUCACCUUCAGAAGCGCGACCGCUGUUGGACGAAUCGCUAUGGCCAGCGAUUCUGCGAGUCGGGCUGGUACUACUACGGACGCUGGGUCCUCGCCGGCGUCGCGCUUCUCAUCUUCUUGCUCGUGCUAUUGAGCUGUUGCUGCUUAGCCCGUCGCCGUCGCAAGCGCGGCACGAAACCCGUGUACGGCACUGGCUGGAUGGCGCCUCCUCCCAAGUACGGCGCGCACCAGAACGAUCACCAGCUUGGCCAUGUCGAGCAGGGCUGGGGACAGAACCAGGGACAAUGGGCGCAGCCACCUCCGCCUGCGUACGGACAGCCUCCUCACCAGCCCCAGAACAAAGGAACUGCAUAUGCUCCAAACGACGGGUAUUAUGGCAACCAGAACUAUUCCGGCCAGACUGGUCUGCAGAGCCCGCCCAAUGCGUAUCAGCCUGAGAACCACGUCUACCCGCCGCCACCUGGCGUCAAAUAGCUGGGCACCUCCCGGCGUGGGCGCCUGCGCUGCAGAAGCGAUGUAUAUGAGAGGUUACGGCCGCUGGUGGCUUUUUUCUUUGGGUUUGACGAAAGACGGGACAAUCAUUUGGGCGUUAGGCGAGCUGUGGUGACUU
This is a messenger RNA of Emericellopsis atlantica, 790 nucleotides long. RefSeq names its product chitin synthesis regulation, resistance to congo red-domain-containing protein. The record is from RefSeq and is a predicted model, not a curated record. Bases 160 to 654 code for a protein of 164 amino acids. Lineage: Eukaryota; Fungi; Ascomycota; Sordariomycetes; Hypocreales; Bionectriaceae. The transcript has 2 exons. Gene Ontology annotation, cellular component: intracellular membrane-bounded organelle. Gene Ontology annotation, biological process: vesicle-mediated transport.